AAUGAUCAACUUGAUCAUCAAUGCGUUGAAAUUUUGUCAAAACAAAAUCUUCUCUUAAAUGUUCAAUUCAAAGUAGUUCAAAGUUGAGGGAAUACAAGGAAAUUGAAGUCAAAGUCGGCAGUUUUUUGCUCUCAAUUGGUUCAGUGUUUAAUCAACUCUAAAUGAUUGAUACUUUAAGCUCAACAAUUAACUCAAAUCAUCAACUCAAUCAUGGAUUUAAUUGUCCCUCUCUGGACUUGAGGGUUAACAGUGUCGCCAUCCUUGGUACCAUUGCAGCUACUAAAGUGGUAAACAAAAGUGACUUGCCAUUUAGUGAAUCAUCUUUAUCAACUGUUAAUUGUAGUCAACUUUUAUCUUCACAAUCUAUUAAUGAAACCUUGUUCAGUGAUUUUAAUGAUGAUUUGGGUGAAGAGAGUCCAAAUGAAUCUGGUAACUUUGAAUAUGUUGAUUUAACCCAGGUUAAUGGUGUUUGUUUAAUCUUCAUCUUACUUUAUUCAAUGGUUAUCCUUUUCUCAAUCUUGGGUAACAUUAUUGUUGCUUGUACGGUUAUUUGUAACCGUAAAAUGCAAACAGUUGUCAAUUAUUAUAUUGUUAAUUUAGCUUUUUGUGAUUUUUUAAUUGGAUUUUUUGUCGCCCCAAUCAAACUAAUUGAAUUAACUGUUCCAGCCUCUUGGUCGAUUCUUAAUGAUAAUCUUUGUACAGCUUUAAAUUAUCUUCAAACCGUAAUCGUCUUUACAAGUGUUUUAACAUUGGUAGCCAUUUGUUUUGAAAGAUAUUUUGCUGUUGUUCAUCCGUUGCGAUCUCGUGUUCAUCAAUCUAAAUCCCGGACCAUCAAGAUACUUCAUGGAGUUUGGUACAUUCCGUUGGUUGCUGCCGGUCCAUUUUUAAUGCCAUCAAAAGCUUAUCCAAACAGGUUAACCUCACCUUUAGGAACCAUAGAAAGGUUAACCUGUUUUGUCAAUUUUUCACCUGCCUUUAGAGCCAAAUAUUAUACCUGUUUAUUCAUCUUUUUUUACUUAAUACCAUUGCUGUUUAUUGGAUGGACAUGUUUCCAGAUUGCAAGGUGUUUGAUCAAGCAAACGAUACUUCAACGUGAAGGUUUACUCCGUCGUCAAGAAGUUAACCGACGCAAGGUUGCCAAAAUGAUUUUGGUUGUGGUUUUUGCUUUCACCAUAUCUUGGACACCUUAUUUUCUGGUUUCAAUUGUAACCCAAUACCAAGAGGUUAAUUUUAUGACCAAACAUAACUACUUUUUUACCAUGUUAUGUAUUAACUUAUUUGCUUUCCUCAAUUCAUCAAUCAAUCCAUUAAUUUACGUGUUAAUGUCAACAAGGUUUCGUCUUGGAUUUACAAAUAUAUUGCGUUUAAUGCUUUGCAUUUCAUCUCAUGAGGAGCUUGAAGAUUCUGACAGGAUUGUUUCUGGAGAUCAACAUCACAAUCAUAAUAACCUGCAUGGACAAGCAAACAAUUCACAGCAAAGCACCAAUCAAAGUCAACAAUUGACACGAAAAAAUGAAAAUGAUGAUCCCUCUAAGGUUAAAUCAUUAACUCACAUGGCUAAAUAUAGACAUCGUUUAGUUAUGUUUAUUUGUGGUCAAGUUAGUCAUUUAUCAACUGAUUCUGGUCACAGUGAGUCAAGUCCACCAGUUUCUGGUUGUUUGCCUGAUAAACCAACGGAAAAGCUUGACAAGACUGAUCCAGGGAAAAGGUCAGAUGGCAUCAAGAUUGAAUCAAAAGCCGAGUGUCUGCUCAUUAAUGGUUCAAAUUUAACCUCAAAUGUCCCACAAGUUAAUAACUGUUUGCCAUCAAUUACAGUUUCAACCCAUUUACAACAACCCAAUGUUACUUCAUUGGGUUUAUCACCCAACUCUGUUGCAUCUUCAUUCAUUCCCCAUCUCAUUCAGUCUGACUGUACUGAGGGAUCUGGUGAAACUCAAGGAAUCACUCUAAAUGACUCUAGAUUCAGUAAAAGACGUUAUAGUGAUAAUUUUUUGUUUGCAAUUAAAUUUGAUAACAAUCCAUUGAAUGAAAGUGAGACUGGAAACAAUGACAAUAAGUUAAUUAAUAAUCCAUUGGAUAAAGAGCAUUCGCUGGCUUCAAACAAAUUAUCCCAAAUUUGUCUCAAUGUCGAUGAUUCUCCUAACAAUAACCUUAAUAAUGAUUACCAAUCUGGCCAAAUUAAUUACAAUCGAUCCAAAUCAGAGCCUCACUUUAUAACAUCAACCCAACUUUAACCUAACCAUUAAACCUGAUCGCAUUGCAAGCACAAUGGAUUGGCUCUUUUUUUUGUAUUUCAAAUCAUCUUGUGCAUCUAAUCAACUGGAUCACAUUAAUUUAUACAUUAAAUUAUAAUUGAUAUUUCAUUAUAAAAAGCUUAUUAUCUAGUCAAAUUUUAUGUAAUUUCAAUUGUACCAAAACUGUUAUACGAACCAAAAUAUGUUAUUAUUUGCUUUGCACAAUUUAGUUUUUUGUAAUGCUCAAAGCUCCUUGACUGUUGAACAAUAAUUGCCUUUAAUUUGGAUCACAUUUAAUUUAAUCAAUCGAUUAGUUUUAUAAAUACAACGAUAUAUUAAUCUGUAA
Molecule: messenger RNA, 2580 nt
Organism: Tetranychus urticae (two-spotted spider mite)
Lineage: Eukaryota; Metazoa; Arthropoda; Arachnida; Trombidiformes; Tetranychidae
Biological process (GO): G protein-coupled receptor signaling pathway
Cellular component (GO): plasma membrane
Molecular function (GO): G protein-coupled receptor activity
Source: RefSeq, a predicted model, not a curated record